AUGAAGGCUUUCCUGUCUCGCCUGCAUAUCGGUGGUAGCAAGGACAAGGAACGAGAUUCGCUAUCCAUCCCGAAGGAAAAGCUCCCUCCAUUGCGUCCUUGGCCCCCAGAGGAGACCCAGAGGACUGCCUCUAAUACCCCGAUUUCCUACGCCAAUUUCAAGCCGCUUCCCGAACUUGUUCCAGAUCAGUUCUCGUCGCAGCUUACUCCCAGAAAUCUUAGCGAGGACCCUUCACCGACAACCUCCACGACGCCGACGCCUUCCGUGACUUCUCCCACCCCCUCGCGUGCUGAGGACCCUCUUCCCGACUUGCCCGUUCGCGCUGUUUCACCACGUCAGGAUCCUGAUAUUUCGGGUCGUAGCCAGAAGAAACAGAACGGAUCGGGAUAUCCCAACGGCAGCGUGUAUGCAGCUAAUGCGUCGGAGGUGCAGAAAAAGGUCGCUUUCAUCUCGCCUCCACCAACGCCUGCCAACUUUGAUCGCCCCCUCCCUGAGUCACCUCCUGCUGCUCCCCUUUCCGCUCCCAUCAAGACAAACGUAUCGCGAUUCCAGGCUACCCACAAAGAGCCACGAGGCCCUACUCCCUCAGGUGCCUCAUCGUCCAAAACCGAUCUAGGCUCCUUGGGCAAGGGCAAAGCCGCUUCCACUCGCGCCGUUUCCCCAUAUCUUCAUAGACCUGACGCCUCAGCCCCAUCGCUCAGGUCCACCUCGCCAUAUUCUCAGAUGACGGAGAACACCAGUGGGAGCAGAAUUCUCGCUGCGGCUUCUUGGAGUGAGGUCACAGAAGAAGACCUCGUAUCCAACCUCGGUUCGAGGGAACGUACGCGUCAAGAAGUUUUGUUUGAAAUAAUUUCCAGUGAGGAAAGAUAUGUCCAAGAACUGGUAAAGAUGAAGGACACAUUUAUUGACCCCCUUCUGCAUCCCUUUUCCGCACCAUCAACGAAUACCCCGUUGUCUGCAGCGUCGACACCUAACCUCGAUUACGACUACUUCCGCACCGAAUCACCGACAGAAUCUAUUGACCAUCUACCUCCCAUCGCGGCGCGCUUCAUGUCUCCCACACCCUCAGCUGAAGCGCAUUCACGGACUCCCAACAUUGACACUGAAUCAUUAGAUAGUGACGAGGAAGACGAGGGGGACGAUCACAUGGGUAGGGCAUUCAAUACUCCGCGGAAGAACGGUACAGCAAGCCAGACCUCAAAACACAACCAUCCACGUUCACCCUAUCGCGCUACAGUCACACGGACUGCUGCGAAACCCGGCACGUCGGUUCCGUUCCCAACACGGUCCCAUCAAUCCCUUCCUCCCCCUGCACGGGCCAACCAGUCUACCCAGUCAUUAGGCAGGCAAUCCAUAGUGGUUGAGCGGGAACGGGAACGACACUUCAGUCAUUCCAAAGCGUCAAGCCCCAAGUCAGGGAUGUUACGCAAAUUCAAGAAGAGCGAAACGAGUAGUAACCCUUUCGGCGAUGCGAUUGCGCCACAUCAGUUGCCCGAAGAUCUUCGGAUUUGUCUGGAGGUUGUUGAUAGCGGCGUUCUAGAUGGUCACAAGCGAUUGUCGGAGAGUUUGAAGAAGCGAUAUGACGACCAAUACCCACUCGUAAGGACGUUAGCCGAUGUGUUUGUAUCGAAUGCGGAUAUUUUCCACGGGUACGCAACUUAUGUCUUGCACCUGGAACGGGCUCUGGGACAGGUUGAUAAUGCACUGUCCAACGUAUCGAAUAAAAAACCAAAGAACCAAGAUGUAGCGGAUUGGAACAAGGUAUGCAAGUACCUUCAAAAGCUCGAGGAGAACUCCAGUGAGAAAGGCGAAACCGGUCUGGCGAUAACACUUUCAAAACCUUUUCAGAGGCUACUAAAGUAUCCCCUGCUCUUCCAAAAUCUGCUUUUCCAUACGGAUCCGAGUACCUUUGAGUACGAGAGCACCCUGCAGAUGGUGGCGGAAGUUGAGGCGAUUGUGAGGAGUAUAGAAGACGAGAAAAUACAGAAGGAGGAAAGGGACAAGACAAGAGAUGUCUUCGCAAGGAUCGAGGGGCUCGAUAAGGUCCGGCAGUUGGCGCUACCGAAGCCUUCGAGGAUAUUGGUGGAGGAGAAGCAAUGCCCACCGUCACUGCAGGGUCCACCGCUUAAAGCGUCGUCGCCGCCACCGGGCGGGGUGAGAGGGAAGAGCUCAUUUAAACGGCUGAGCGAUGUAUUGGGAAGCCCUGGGAAGAAGGAUCUCUGGUUGGUGGUGUUUAAUGACGUCGUACUGCAAUGCCAGCGGACGGGAACAACUAGUCUACCAUUGGCGGCACCGACUAAUUCCAGAACGACGAGUAUGCCGGAGAUGCAAGGAAAAGCCAAGUACGCCACGACAGGAAGGCGAAACUCUCAUACCAAGCCCCGGAAUCUGUACAAGUUUAUAAAGAUAGAGAAUUGGGCUAUCGGGGACGUCGCUAAGCCUAGAGAAGGCGUCAUAUCAAUGGAGGAUGUCGCUCGCACACGUGCACAAGUGCACCAGCCUCGAAUCGUCCCUCUACCGGCUGACGAUGAAGAUGGAGGUAUGGACUCAGACGACUCGGAUCGAAAAAGCAAAAUGAGCUUUUCUUACUGGGGAGCGGACAAGGUGACGGUCCAGAAGCCCGUCAUCAAAGGCCGCCUGGUCGCGAACCCGCGCCGAGGGGGUGCACCUUCAUACGGGCGCGAAUCAUCCGCCAAUGCGAAAUUCGGCUCUCGAUUGGUAUCAGACGGGUCUCCGGCGGUGCGGGCACCCAGUCGACGAACGGGGGCGACGACGCCCGCGUCUCGGAGACACGACGACAUGAAAUCCACAGUGACACGUCCAGAGUGGAAUGCGAGCACGAGAAACGUGCAGCAUAAAACUAGAGUGCGGAAUACGUCACAGACUAGUGCAGCUGUUAGCUCUAAAAGCACUGUGCAGCCCAAGACUGUAGGGUCUCCCGCGCCAUCCGAGGACUCUGGGGUAGGCCUAUAUCGUCAGAUGCUUGCUAAAGACCCGUCUCUGAAUAAUGCUUGAAGGCUCCAUAACCAUCUUGUUUCCUGGUCUCUUUAUAUUGUGCGUACCUGCUCUGGCAUCCCCUCAUCUCCGGCGAUCCCACCCUUCAUCCUCAUUGCAUCCUUAUCAUUUACUAUUAAACUCUCAUACAUUAUAUAUACCAGUGCGGUGGGUACAAGUAUUUGCCUCGACUCUCCUUUGAAUGCUUUUCGCUUACA
Desarmillaria tabescens is the source of this 3212-nucleotide messenger RNA. RefSeq lists its product as uncharacterized. The record is from RefSeq and is a predicted model, not a curated record. NCBI's taxonomy places the organism in Eukaryota, Fungi, Basidiomycota, Agaricomycetes, Agaricales, Physalacriaceae. The transcript has 5 exons. Bases 1 to 3015 code for a protein of 1004 amino acids. Gene Ontology annotation, biological process: positive regulation of Rho protein signal transduction. Gene Ontology annotation, molecular function: guanyl-nucleotide exchange factor activity.